This is a messenger RNA of Cavia porcellus (domestic guinea pig), 10114 nucleotides long. RefSeq names its product glypican 6 (gene Gpc6). Gene Ontology annotation, cellular component: synapse; extracellular region; plasma membrane. The record is from RefSeq and is a predicted model, not a curated record. Gene Ontology annotation, biological process: cell migration; regulation of signal transduction; regulation of neurotransmitter receptor localization to postsynaptic specialization membrane. NCBI's taxonomy places the organism in Eukaryota, Metazoa, Chordata, Mammalia, Rodentia, Caviidae. The transcript has 10 exons. The coding region runs from base 4494 to 5981 and encodes 495 amino acids.
AUAAAAUAUAAGAAGGCUAUUUUACAAAAUUGAAUAAAAAGGAAAAAAAAGAGCCUUGAAUUUUUAUUAUUAGAUCCAAUAGAAAUGAAAAUGUAAACUUGCUACAAAGUUUUCUAAAACUAUCUGCUUGAUAGCUACACUCGUCUCCCGAGGGUUUGUAAGAAGCACUUCAAGUUGAGUAGCACUGCUCUCCAUCAGCCAGAUGGAUGGUGGUAUGGUGUGAUUUCCAUUUUCUCCUAUCUGGAGUUUUCUGUAUCUUAAAUAUUCAUCCAGUGGCAAAAAUGAUUGAUUCAUAUUUUAUAUGAAUCUGUUUUAUAUGAAUCUGUUUUACAUCUGUUUGGUGACUCUUUUGAUAGACUAUGUAGGUUAAAUUCACUUUAUUCUAUCAGUUUCAUAGUAGCCAGCUCAGCCACUCUUACGUUAUUAAUAUUUCUGUUAUACUGGCUAUUAUAUACUUAAGAUAUCUACAAUAGCACCAUGAAGACAUUCUAUGUGGAUGAAUUUGUUACAUAAGAUGGAAAAAUAUGUGAGGUGUAUGUACCCGUGUGUAUCUUACCAAGGAGUAUUCAUAGAGAGGUCUUGGCACCAUUCCCCUUUACUUACUUUUCCUGUUUUUUCUGAUGUCCACUCACCCACUCAUUCUUGGAGGAAACAUUGCACUUUGUUGUUGUGGGGGAUCCUCAGUUGCCAGUUUGCACCUGUUCUCCAAGUUGGGUCCUAUUGAUUGCUCAGCUCAUGGCUCCUUGGGAUUUAUCUAGAUUCCAAAGAAUUUAGCUCUUGACUUUGAAUCAUAAUACUUAGGCCUUACAAAGUUCCUCCUCCUCAACAGAACUAUGCAUGUGCAGCUCUGCACUGAACUGUUGCACUGAUGGUAGAGAUCUCUUAUUCAUUGUGGAGUGCUAACUAUCUGGGAUAACAAGAUGAAAUGGAUCUGGAUCCUGUACCCAGGCACUUAGAAUUUGGAAGGAUAUAGACAUAGGAAAAAAUUGUUAAAGCCUGCUAUGAUAGUAGUCUUUAUGAGGUAUUGUGAAAAUAGAAAAGGUAACAAAUAAUUAAUUUUGAAGAGAAGUCAAGAAAAACUUUAUCAAAAUGUGACAAUGGACCUGAAGCAAGAAUAUUCAGUGGUGCAGGAUGCAAGUGUCCUGUUGUGUCAGGGAAGAGUGAGGUUAUGUGCACCACAUCCUAGGGUAGAUGGAAUCUUCAGUGUGUACCUGUGAGUGUGUAAAUGUGUACUGUAUAAAUGUGAGGAUAUUUAGGCUUUGGAGCUGCAUAUUCAGGCUCCCAGUUUAGUGAUGAUUCCUGGCCUGAUGCUGUGUUUAGAUUCCUCUAGCAACAACCAAAAGGUGGUAUUUACUUGUAAGUCUAAACUGGAGCCAGCACAGAAUCUCUUUAAUAUUUCCAUGGAAAAAUUGUAACAAACAUUCAUGCUCAAUGAAUGGGAAAUUAAGAUUUGUAGAUGCUUGCUAAAUUUUGGAAGAGUUAUGAAGAUCUUUGGAGUAGUGAGAAAUGUUCAUAUUUCAGAAACAUACCAGAAAUUAUGACGUUAAUUUCAGACCUAAUUUAUUUGCAUUAGUGUAAUAAAAAUUUUCAUCCAGUUAGCUCAUGUAGAAACAUUUUCUAUGCACACACACAAUUAUGAGGAAUAGUAUUCUAUUUCCAUGUAGUAACUGUCUUUUGAAACAUUUUUUGCAUAUACUUUUAACUUUAAUGUUAAUUUAAAUAUUUUAAAGCCUGUUAUCACUUCUCAGAAGUGAGAACUUAACGUAUUACUUUGAGCCAUAAGGAUUUAAUUUAAUACCCUCCAGUUGAGGAGUCAGAUAGAAAGGAGGAUUGCUUAUCCUCUGUCAAACUGGCACAGGGGUUGUGGUUGGGGCAGAUGAGUAAGACAGAGAGCAACGGGGGCUAGGGGUUUAGCUCAGCGGCAUAAGCGCCUGCCUUGAAAGCAGGCAGUUGUGAGUUCGAUCCCCGGUACCUAUAGAAAGGAAAAAGACAAAAAAAAAAAAAAAAAAAAAAAGACAGAGAGCAGCAUUAUGGGAAGGGUAAGUAGUUGCCAGUCUGCAGCUAUGAAUUUUAUUUAUAGACCUUAACAUACAGCAUUAUAAAGAGUGAUGGAGUACAUAAAUAGGAGAUGUGCCUCUGAUUUGUGUUCUAGAAGAAUCAAUCUGGUGGCACUGAGUGUAUGGAACAACUAGAGGUGAAAUGGGAGCCUGAGGGACUGAUUAAGGGAUUCCAGGAACAUGGACACAAUGGAGAUGUGCAAGGAACUCUCCGUGUAGUUACUACUUUUAUUCAUUUAGCAGAUAGACCCACCAGUCACUAGGCAAGGAAUGUAAAAGGGAACAACACAGACAUGGAUCUUGUCCUCAAUGAGUAGCAAGUGAUGCCUGGGACAGCCUGCAGCUCUCAGAUUAGGUGACUAGAAGCAAGCUGAUACGCUCAUCAUGCUCAGUUACAGUAAAUAGAAGAGGAGAAAGAGAUUGUACAUGGAGUUGAGGAGUGGCUCCUCAGAGGGGCAGUGACAUUCAGUUUUGGAUAAAUGAACUAAACUGGUUGGGAAGUAAUAGAGACUUUGGUGUUGAGAGACAUAGGUAGUGCUUCCUAGACCUCCAUGUGCAUUGGACUUCCCUAAUGUCUUGUUCAGUUCAGCUCUGAGACAUAAUACUUGACACCCCCAUUUUAAAGGGAGAGAGGUUUAUUUGGGUGCAUGUUUUCAGUCCAUGAAUGGCUUUAAAGCAGAAAGAGCAUGGUGGAAAGGAACUGUUCUCUUCUUGGUUCUCAGGAAGCAGAGAACAAAGAUAGGAGCUGGCAAGGAAGAUACACCUUUGCAGGUGACACCCCUGUGACCUGCCGCUAACCAGCGCCCCCAUAUACAUAUACAGCCAGUCACUGCCACAACUGAAUCACCUUCCCAAAGCCCUGCCUGUGAACAUCGGAGAGUUUUGAGGGUCAUUCUUGAUCUAAACUGUAGCACUUGCUAAUGUUGUUAAAAUACGGAUUCUUGUGCAAAAGGUCUGAAUGGAUACUGAGAGUCUGUGUCUGAGAAGCUCAAGGUGAUGCUGAUGUUGCUGGAUCAUGAACCACACUCUGGUGAACUUGUAAAAAGCGAGUUAAAGAUACCUACAGUGCACACAUAUGCACAUGCAUGCACGCACACAUGUAUACACACACUCACUGCUGCUACAUACACCAAACUUUAGGAGAAAAUUAUAGCAAAUUUCUUCAGGAACAGUGCUGUUUGUAGAUCAAGGAAUGCCUGGAUAUGUGUGCCUACACAUUCAUUUAUAAUAAAAUUGCUUUUUGCAGAAAGUCUGUAAUCUCACUCAUCUUGAAAAUAAUUGGUGAUGUCAAGCUGGAAUGAAUAUGUUUUGUUGACUUUACUUAUGGUUGUCAAAGGGGAACAAUGAACUCAUCUUUACAGAUAACCAUAUCCAAACCCCACUUUAUUUUUGUGUUGACUUUUCAACUCUAAUCCAUAAAAAAAGAAAGAAAAAACCAAAAUGUCCAGCUAACAUUUUUAAGAAAUGUGUUUUUUGGGAGGAAAAUGAUGUGGAAUAUUUUUUGCCUCCAGGGAAGAAGAUAGCAAAUGUCAUUUGUGAAAUAAAUAUAUAUAAUUGCAUGUCAUAUUUUGAGCCUGUACUGAGAAGCAGAUGUUUUGGUGUUUGCUUGUGAGUUGCCUCACUACCAAAAGCAGUUGAGAAAGAAUCCUUAGCUUCUUUUUCUCUGCCUAUUAGAUAAGAAAUGAAAAGGAUAGAAGUAACAAAAAGGACUUUUCUGAGAUACAGAUAAGCGGAGAGGAGGAUUCUUUCUAAUAAUUUCUGUGUAUUCAAAUGCGACUGAGGUUUUUUUUUAAGUAGGCAUUUGGCUUAAAGCUAUCUUUUUUAUAAGUAACUCUCUUUGCUAUAACUGGUGAGCAUUCUUAUCGUUCUGAGCAUUGUCCAAAUACAUUCUUAGGAACUGGAGCAUAUACUGGCCUCUUAAUAAUUGGAAUAUUUUUCUGAUUGGGACUGUAUUCUUUUUAGUGUGUCUGCUGGAAUGACAUGGUCUGUGAAAAUAUUCUAGGCAUAAGACUUUCCAUUUCUAAAUUGGUCUUGUAGAUUUAUUUUCUUUUAUACUUGUUCAUUGACUACUCUCAUUUAACAAAAAAAUGAAAGAAAGAAAGAAAUCAAUUGCAUGAGGAAGAUAGAGAUGUUUCAGUUUGACUAAUAGACCAAAACCUCAUUAGGGAGAAAACAGUUGUAUAAUGAAAGGUGCUUAACAUCAGAAGACCUGGAUUAAAGUCCUGGCUCAGCUCCUGACCAGCUUAGUAACCAUCGCAAGGCCUCUCUCUGCUCGGCUGGGAGUACAGAGAAGGUGAAGUGCAUUUAUAAUGGAGUAAUAUGUGCCAGGCGAAAACGUUUUCAUGCGGACAGCACUGCCAGAGAAAGUGCUUCAAGUAGAAAAAUGGGGAGCAUUUAAGAAUUUGUCCUCAGGAAUAUACAUGCUGUACCACAGAGAUGGAAGACAAGUUAAGCCAGCAAAGCAAACUGGAGUUCGAAAACCUUGUGGAAGAGACAAGCCAUUUUGUACGAACUACUUUUGUGUCGCGGCACAAGAAAUUUGAUGAAUUUUUCCGCGAGCUGCUGGAGAAUGCUGAGAAGUCCCUAAAUGACAUGUUUGUCCGGACCUAUGGGAUGCUGUAUAUGCAGAAUUCGGAAGUGUUCCAGGACCUCUUCACAGAGCUGAAGAGAUACUACACUGGGGGCAACGUAAACCUGGAGGAGAUGCUCAAUGAUUUCUGGGCUCGGCUCCUGGAACGGAUGUUCCAGCUGAUAAACCCUCAGUAUCACUUCAGUGAGGACUACCUGGAAUGUGUGAGCAAAUACACAGACCAGCUGAAGCCCUUUGGAGAUGUGCCCCGGAAGCUGAAGAUUCAGGUCACUCGCGCCUUCAUUGCUGCCCGCACCUUCGUCCAGGGCCUCACCGUGGGCAGAGAAGUGGCGAACCGAGUUUCUAAGGUGAGCCCUACCCCUGGGUGUAUCCGCGCUCUCAUGAAGAUGCUGUACUGCCCGUACUGUCGGGGACUGCCCACUGUGAGACCCUGCAACAACUACUGCCUCAAUGUCAUGAAGGGCUGCUUGGCCAACCAGGCGGAUCUGGACACCGAGUGGAACCUUUUUAUAGAUGCAAUGCUCUUGGUGGCAGAGCGACUGGAAGGGCCUUUCAACAUUGAGUCGGUCAUGGACCCCAUAGAUGUCAAGAUUUCUGAAGCCAUUAUGAACAUGCAGGAAAACAGCAUGCAGGUGUCUGCAAAGGUCUUCCAGGGAUGUGGCCAACCCAAACCUGCCCCGGGUCUCAGAUCUGCCCGCUCAGCUCCUGAGAAUUUUAACACACGGUUUAGACCCUAUAAUCCUGAGGAGCGACCCACAACGGCUGCAGGCACAAGCUUGGACCGGCUGAGGACUGUGUGGAGGACAAUGCAGCAUAGUGUCACAGACAUAAAAGAGAAACUGAAGCUCUCUAAAAAGGUCUGGUCGGCGCUGCCCUACACCAUCUGCAAAGAUGAGAGUGUGACGGCGGGCACAUCCAAUGAAGAGGAAUGCUGGAAUGGGCACAGCAAAGCCAGAUACCUACCUGAGAUCAUGAAUGACGGGCUGACCAACCAAAUCAACAACCCCGAGGUGGAUGUGGACAUCACUCGGCCUGACACGUUCAUCAGACAGCAGAUCAUGGCUCUCCGCGUGAUGACCAACAAAUUGAAGAAUGCAUACAAUGGCAAUGAUGUCAACUUCCAAGACACAAGCGAUGAAUCUAGCGGCUCAGGAAGCGGCAGCGGAUGCAUGGAUGAUGUGUGUCCCACAGAGUUCGAGUUUGUCACCACAGAGGCCCCUGCAGCUGACCCUGACAGGAGGGAAGAGGACUCUUCUGCAGCCCAGCUCGGCUACUCACUGCUCUCCUGGUCUAUGGUCUGUGUGGUCCUGGCAUUGCAGAGACUGUGCAGAUAAUCCUAGGCUUUGGUCGGAUGAAACUGCAUUUUAGCUGUCUGAGUGGCCAGCUCCCUUCUUUUCUUAUACUCUCGGACAAUGGACCAUGCCACAAAAACUUACCGUUUUCUAUGAGAAGAGAGCAGUCCUGCGAUCUGCCUCCCUUUUUGUUUUCCCAAAGAGUACCGGGUGCCAGAUGAACUGCUUCCUCUUUCCUUCAGCUAUGUGUGGGGACCUCGUUUAUUCCAGAGAGAAUUCUUACUCAAAUCUUUCGUACCAGGAAAUUUUCUUACCUUCAUUUGCUUUUAUGCUGCAGAAGUAAAAGAAUCUCACGUUGUGAGUUUUUUUUUUUCUUUCCCUCAUAAAACAAGUUAGGAAGAAAAUAAUUUUCCUUUUAAAAUCAGGCCAAACCCCAAGACAACCACAUUUUCAACAAAGAAGCAACGAGAGAAAAAUAAAGAACUUUAAUGCUAUAGGUUCUACACUGACAGCCAACUCCCAGGGUAAGCUUUUCAGUGACAAAUCAGGUUAUAAAACUGCUUCUGGGGAGAAAGCUUAAAAUUUUUUAAAAUGUAGUGAAAAUACACUGUUGUCUUGGAGGUACCGUCUUGCACUCUAAUCAUAUAAUAUCAAAUUGAUUUGGAGGUACUGAUCCUAAAUUUAGAAUUCCAUCCUGAAUAUGAAAGCAAAACUAACUAUAACUCAGCACCUCUCUGUCAUCCUGCCCAAUUUCAACUUCAGUAAUGGCACCAUUUUUUGACACCCCCCUCCCCAGUGUCUGCCCAUUGUAGCUAAUUGGCACAGAUUUUCUUCCUUCUUAGUUAUUAAUGGAUGCCCCGUAAAUUCAUCCUCCUCCCAGGUCUGGAAAAUCAUCUUCAAUGAUACAGUCUCUCCCUUUGCCACAGGUUUGACAUGAAUUCAGUGAUUCUGCCCCUGUGUUCAUUACCCUCCCCCAAAUGACUUUUUUUGCUGAAUUGUUAAACAAUGAGAUCCAUAGUUGAGCUUUGAUUUUUAACUAUUUGCUUUGUGUCAAUUGGUUUCUCCAUCACAAGGGCAUUCUCUUACAAAAUAACUCACAACAACAAAAAGUCAAGACAAAAAAAAAAACUAUAUAUAGUAUGGACAUAGAGAUUUCUUUCACUUUUUUAGUCUUAGUAUGAUCAUCUAUUUUUAUAUCUAUAUAUAUAAAUCACAGAUUUUAACUUCUUAAUUCCAAGCUCAGGGUUGACACACCUUUGUAACAAAAAUGUUUUGUCAACCAGCUCUUCUUGUUUUGUGCUGCUCAGAGAAGAGAUUCCUCAAUGACCUGUGAGCACCAAGAAUCAAGAAAGAACUUUUUACGUAUCUAACUGUCCAUCUAUUAAAAGUUUACAAGGGCACAUCCUUUUCGCAUGAGCAUGCUUUGUCCCUGGUACUCUACCUGGGCUGAGCUCAUGGGACCAGCCAUGGGUGUGCAGGAUUUUACUGGUGAGGGAAACCGUGUUGUAUAAAGAAUGUUAUUCAUGCAACACCAUUGCUUUUACGUACAACACCUCUGGCCUAGGAUUCCUGUUUGGCACUUGGAUACAUGAGACCAACUCAAGAGGCCAAUUUACAGCCACAGCCUAACAUAUCCACCAAGUAUGCCAAAGCCAGACCCAAUGCUCCCCCGGCAGAGAGAAGCAAAAUAAACCAAACCAGGGCUUUGUGAAUACAGUUGGUACCCAUGUGUUCCUUGCUUUUUUGUGAUGCAUCCAGAGUAGGGAAAAGUAAUGUGUCAAGACACCGUAGUAUGCCAGUCACAUUGUAACUAAACUCACUGACAGUAUUGACACGUAAAUGGUAUUUUUUGAUCUCUGUUCUCAUCAAAAUUAAAAUUAGUUAUUGAUUUAGUCAGCACAUUUAAGUAGAACACACGCGGCACAAUAGUAUUAAGUAUAUUCGAGCACUUUUGCAAAACGAAGUAUUUACAAGCAUCUGUUGCCACUUUAUGCCUAAGGAAAUAAAAAGUGUAGGAUUCUGAGAGACUUUGUGGCAUCUUUCAUUUAAACCUUUGUGAAAUUAACACUUCAGCCAAUUCAACAUUACACGCUUCUAGAAAACCAUCCAUCCCAUGCCAACCUUCGGCUUCCUGUCACCAGUUACGUAUAACACAUCUCUAUGAAGGACAAGUCAUUUAUGUUGCUCAUUUCAUCCUAAGUUCAAAAAUCAGUAUUGUUUUUCUCCAAUCAUUAAGGUGCAAUACAAAUUAAAUCAACCUUGAUUUUCCAGAAUAUCUUGCUUAUAUGGCUUUAAAUUCCAAGUUUUUCUUUUUUAAAUAUUUCUGUACUGUCUUCACUGAAAUAGAUCAGGAUGUCUUGUUUUUCCUGUGCUGUCACCCCAAAAUGGUUUUGUGCAUGUGUAUGAAAACACAUUAUAUUAAUGAAUGUGAACCCAUGUUCUAUAUGCACUAACCACAGAUAAUAUAUAAACGCCUGCUUCAUUUGUUUCCACACCUUCACUAUCAGUAAUAUUCCCACUGAUGAGAUAUAGCGAUGCAUAUGAGCUGGGCAGAGAGUUGGAAUGAGUCUUGGUUGAUGAUGCCACAAUAUUAGUCACCCUGCAUGGAUGUGGUCGCAAUAUUAUUCAACUGCACUUCCUGGUUUUUAUCAUCAUCUUAAUAAGGUCAUAUGAUUCUUGGAUCAAUUUAACAUAGAAUUUUUUUCUGCCCUUAGAGGAUUUAGUUUCAUCUAGUUAGCCCUUUCCAGUAAGUGUUUUGGAAUCCCUCUCCCAAAUUAAUUUUUCUCACUUCAGCAUAGGGACAGGGAAUUCAAUGAUGCUCCAUUUUCUGUUAAGACCUGCUUUCAUUAGUUCUGAACUCCCCUAAAUUCUGUAACCACACCAUACCUUCUGUUAUGAGUAGAGAGGAAUGGGCUCACUGAAAUCGGACACCAGAAAUUGGUGGGUGGAUGCUCAUAACUGCAAACACUUAGCUUAUUGAAGUGCCUCUAUUUACAUGUUCUUUAGUUACAAUAUGUAUUUUUCUAACAGAAAUACACGUCUGUGAUUGAUGUAUAUUAUACUUUGUAUAUGUUACAACAAAAGACAAACAGAGGCUAAAGUCUUCAGCAGAGAAGGAUGAAUUGCAAAUUUACGAAGAACUCUGGUUCUGUACUGAAGGACAGCUUGACUACCUUCUGUCAUUUGAAUGAAGGUGAUGUUGGCACAUUGAUUGUACCCAUUAUGAAAUGUAAGCACUCCCUUACAGUGACUGACCCAGACAGGAUAAUUAAGUAUUAUCACUGGCUUCAAAUGUAAGGGAUUGAAAAUACUAUUUUGUCUACACUGAAAAACACUAUUAUUCACAGACAAGAAGUAAUAGUUUAAAAAGUAAUACUCUUUAAAUCAAACACAAUGAAAGUAUUAUUGGAUGCAGAACCCUGAUAAUUUAUAUUCCCUGCUGCAGACCUUAGCCUACUUUAAUUCUUUUGCCAUUACAUACACAUUUUUGGCUACAGACUGAACAUCAGCUAACAUCCCCCAAGGAGGAAUGAAACUUAGCAAAUUCCUGAGUUGUGAUUCUUUUAUGAUUUCUCUUUGCAAGGCUCAUGAGCAGGUGGUUUGAUCGAUGGUCAAAUGUUAGCAAAUACAAGUUUGGACUCACCUUAAACUUGCUAAAAUUCAAACUCCUCUUCAUUGACUAUAAUCGCUAAUAGACCUGAAUUUUAAUUAAAGAAACGAAAGCAGUAGCUUUGCCGACAGAAAAGUAAAGGAGACCAUAACUUGUACAUUUGCAGUGUGUUCCUCUUUGGGGGUGACAUUAGCCAGUGUUUAGUUUGAGGCCGACUUAUACAAACAGUGUUGAUUUGUACGCAUUCUGGAGACGCUCUAUCGCGGUUUGCUACAGCAGCCUCAGUGUAGCAUGGAAACAUUUGGAACUUCAUUCAAAGCUGAGUGGUUACUGGAGUCGCUGGCUUGGCCUUGUAAUGAGGCACUUCCAUGAGAGAAACCUGAAGAUGGCAUCUUAGUGAGGUCUCUGUGUGCAUAUCCAUAUGUGCAGGAUCAAUGUGUGCACCAAUCAAACCUAAAAUUUUAUGUGACUGUCAAACAACUAUUAUUUGGGUUAAGAUUUUUCAUUUCUGAUUUGGAUAGAAAAUUGCUAUUAAUCUUGUAUUAAAAUAGUUUUUAAAAAUCUA